Messenger RNA from Triticum turgidum subsp. durum (durum wheat), 963 nucleotides. NCBI's taxonomy places the organism in Eukaryota, Viridiplantae, Streptophyta, Magnoliopsida, Poales, Poaceae. The record is from the annotation of a GenBank genome assembly.
AUGGCCGCCACCGCGGUGAGGUGCCUGCUCAUGGCCGCCGCUGUCCUGGCCCCGCUUUUCGCCGGCUCCGAGGGCGCGUAUCUGACGCCCAAGUUCUACGACCGGAGGUGCCCCGGCUUGCCGGGCAUCGUGCGGGCGGCGAUGACGCAGGCCGUCGCGGCCGAGCCGCGGAUGGGCGCCUCCAUCCUCCGUUUGUUCUUCCACGACUGCUUCGUCAAUGGCUGCGACGCGUCGAUCUUGCUCGACGACACCGCCAACUUCACCGGCGAGAAGAAUGCGGGGCCGAACGCCAACUCGGUGCGCGGCUACGACGUCAUCGACACCAUCAAGGCCCAGGUCGAGGCGGCCUGCAAGGCCACCGUCUCCUGCGCCGACAUCGUCGCCCUCGCCGCACGGGACAGCGUCAACCUGCUCGGCGGGCCGACGUGGACGGUGCAGCUGGGCCGCCGCGACGCGCGGAACGCGAGCCAGAGCGCGGCCAACUCCAACCUCCCGAGCCCGGCGUCCAGCCUCGCCGGCCUGAUCACCACGUUCGGCAACAAGGGGCUGACGCCGCGGGACAUGACGGCGCUGUCCGGCGCGCACUCGCUCGGGCAGGCCCGGUGCGCCACCUUCCGCGACCGCAUCUACAACGACACCAACAUCGACCCCAAGUUCGCGGCGCUCCGGAAGCUGACGUGCCCGCAGACCGGCGGCGACGCCGCGCUCGCGCCCAUCGACGUGUCGACGCCGACCUGGUUCGACACCACCUACUACGACAACCUCGUUAACAAGCAGGGGCUUUUCCAUUCGGACCAGGAGCUGUACAACGGCGGCUCGCAGGACAUCAUGGUGAAGGUGUACAUGCGCAACCCGGACACAUUCGCCAUGGACUUCGGCAAGGCGAUGGUGAAGAUGGGCAGCCUCAUGCCGUCGGCGGACACGCCCACGGAGAUCAGGCUGGACUGCAAGAAGAUCAACUAA